Molecule: messenger RNA, 2670 nt
Organism: Panicum virgatum (switchgrass)
Lineage: Eukaryota; Viridiplantae; Streptophyta; Magnoliopsida; Poales; Poaceae
Product: pentatricopeptide repeat-containing protein At4g33990-like
Exons: 2
Coding region: 52-1854 (600 amino acids)
Biological process (GO): RNA modification
Molecular function (GO): protein binding; RNA binding
Source: RefSeq, a predicted model, not a curated record
GUGUACGCAAAGAAGGCUCACGCAUGCGCGUCCCUCCACCAUCCUCCCGGCAUGAGCACCGCCCCGGCGGCCGCCGCCCUGAACCACUGGAACCGCCUGAUCCAGCUGGCCGCCGCAUCGGGCUCCUACGCCGACUGCCUCCGCCUCUACGCGGGCUCCCUCCUCGCCGCGGGCCUCAGCGGCGACGCCUCCACCUUCCCUUCCCUCGCCAAGUCCUGCGCCGCGCUGCGCCUGCCCGGCCUCGGCCGCGCCAUCCACGCCCGCGCCUUCCUUGCGGGCGCCGCCGUCUCCCGCGACGCCUUCGUCCGCACCGCGUUGAUAGACAUGUACGCCAAGUGCGGCCGCCUCCCCGACGCGCGCAGCCUGUUCGACGAAACGCCGCGCUCGAGCCGGACGCUGGUCGCCUGGAACUGCAUGGUCUCGGCGUACGGCAGGAGCUCUCAGAUGGAUGAGGCCGUCGCGGUGUUCAACGCCAUGCGGCGCGCGGAAGUCAGACCCAGUGGGAGCACCCUCGUCGGCCUUCUGUCAGGCUGCGCGGACUCCGUGUCCGCAAGGAACAUAGGCGUGUGCCUCUACGGGUAUAGCGUCAAAUCAGGGCUUGAUGCGGAUUUGCUUGUCUUGAACUCGGUGCUUACCAUGCUCGUACGUGGCAACCAGCUGGAGACUGCACAGUGGCUGUUUGAUCGUGUGGAGAACAAGUCUGUGGUUACUUGGACUGCAAUGGCAUCGGGUUAUUUGGCAGCAAAGGACUGUGUAAAAGUGUUUGAUCUGUUCAGAGUCAUGCGGAUGACAGAGCAGAGUAUGGAUUCAGUGGUGCUUAUCAAUCUGACCACAGCUGCAACACUGUUUGGAAACCUGUUGGUGGCUAAGGGUGUGCAUGCUCUUGUGAUCACGGGUGGUUUUCAGUUCCAGGAUGAUCUGGCAGCAUCCUUGGUAAAUUUGUACACCAGUUGUGGGGAUCCUUUGGCUGCUAAAGAGGUAUUUGAUUCAGUUCCCAGCAAGAACGUUGUGUUGUGGACAUCAAUGCUAAAUGGAUAUGUCGAAUGUGGUUAUCCGGACCAGGCCCUGGAAUUAUUUGAUGCCAUGUUGUGUGCAAGGGUAGAACCAAACAGAGCAACUUUAUUGGCGGUUCUUUCAGCAUGCGCUAAUUUGGGAUCCCCUAAUCUUGGCCAAAAGGUUGAGGAGCAUGUAAUAGCAAUUGGACUGCAGUCAGAUCUGCAAGUUUCCACUGGACUAAUAGAUAUGCAGUGCAAGUGUGGGCGCAUUCAGCAUGCUAGAAAAAUAUUUGACAGUGUUUCUAAUAGGGACCUAGCUAUCUGGAGUGCCAUGAUUAAUGGCUAUGCUUGCAACGGCGAAGGCAGUGAGGCUCUCGCCCUUUUCAGUGAGAUGCAAAACAGGGGUGUUCGACCAGAUGCCUUUGUCUUUACUCAUGUUCUAACAGCAUGCAACCAUUCUGGUUUAGUAGAUGAAGGUCUGAAUUGCUUUCACAGCAUGACGGUGGAAUAUGGUAUCAAACCUUCUAUCGAACAUUAUAUGUGCAUGAUGGAUUUGCUUUCUAAAGCUGGUCAUCUUAGUAGUGCUAUGAAGUUCUUUAAGGAAAUGCCAGUUCAGUUGCGAAACCAGGUUUUGGCUCCUCUUAUCAGUGCACACAAAGUUCAUGGUGUCGAUUCAUCCAUAUACUUUGUAUCAGAGGAACUUUUGAACCUGGACUCCCAAGAUUCUGGCCACUGUGUCCUAAUUUCUAAUAUGCUUAGUUGCUUAGGUGAGUGGAAGAAGGCCAGAAAUUAUAGAAGGCUAAUAAGCAAAGGAUUAGUCAAGAAACCUGGUUGGAGUUACAUUGAGAUGGGUACCUAAUAGUCUAAUUGAUUUAUAUUUGUAUACAAAACCCAUAUACACAUUCUGUGAAUCCUAACAGAUGACGUGUUCUUUCAAGCUUAACGAAAGCACUUUUGGGACAAGCUCAAUUAAGGUUGGAGAAUUGAUUCUUCAUGGACUGAAUUUGAAUCUGUAUUUCUGAUAUUACACACUUACAAGUUACAAUAGUGUGGUGCUGAAAUUUGAAAUUUGCAUCCAACCCAUUGAUUUGGUGCGACCAAAUGCAAAGACAGCGCAGAACACCCAAUCAGAGUCAAUUGUCCAGAUUGAGGCUUAAUGAGGGUAAUCCUGAAGGGCUUUCCUAAUGUUAGUUGCUAUUGUCCAUAAACUUCUUAACAGAACACUGCUAAAGAAAAUUUCCAUAUCUACCAAGAGUUGCAGCAUAUGCAUUUCUUGCUAGGGAAGCUGUGGGGCUGCAGGAAUACACUGUCCCAUAAUUUAGACCUGUGGCGCCAGAAGUCAAUGUUGUAAAGGUAAAUAUUCUGACAGAUUUUUCAGGACUUUCCAUCUUUUCAGGUCGAUGGUUGCUUCAAGCAUAUGGGUUGUACAAAAUGAACAGGCAUAAAACAUACCAGGGGCUUGGAUAACUACUUUUUGUAGUUCCCUUUUUUUAUAUUAAAUUAUGAAUUAUCCCUAUGUAAAUACAUAGCAUCAAUUGGAAUGUAUUUUGCCAAAAUAUUUUUAACCUGUCGUUUACUUGUCCCCAAUGCGUGCAAUCUUGUGCUGCAGUGUAGAAUUGAUAAUUGACGAAACUGUUCCGUCCUUGCUGCUGAGUGCAUGAUCUUUUGAGUUAAA